Messenger RNA from Microcebus murinus (gray mouse lemur), 5304 nucleotides. NCBI's taxonomy places the organism in Eukaryota, Metazoa, Chordata, Mammalia, Primates, Cheirogaleidae. The record is from RefSeq and is a predicted model, not a curated record.
CAGAGGAGGCCUGUGUGGCCCAGAGCGGGACCAGCUCCUGCUCCGAUUUCUAGCCUCGUUUCCUGGUGCAGCUUCCAGGCUCCAGCUGCUUCUGGUGAGCUGGGGUCUGCAUUUCUUCAUCCUCCCCCAGCAGAGGGAAGACAGUGCUGGAUAAGUGCUCAUUUAAAUAGCAACCUCCAUCCCAUCCACCUCUACGUUUCCCAGCUUCCUGGGUAGGCCAGGAGAAGAAUGGAGGUAUCAUCCCCUCCUUGCCAUUACAGUGUGUGCAAUGGGCAUGUGUCGCAGUAAGUGGACGUAGCAACCUGGGAAACUGACUGGGAGACUGUGCUGGGGCACCAGGAGCCUAGGGCUGCCUGCCCAGCCUCCAUGACUGUUGCCUGCUCUGGCCUGAGAUUCCACCUGGCCUUAGGUGAGUGCUCAGGGCACGAGGGCCAGGGCAGGUGAGGGGCUGAGCCUGUCUGGAGCUCCUGUGGAUCUGGUACAGCCUGUGGUCUAUGGCAGGGAUCUGGCUACAGGGCAGCCCACAGUUCACGAUAGCCAAGGACACUAGGCCAUGCAGGCUGUGAGGCCCAGUGGCCAUCUGGGCCAGACCUCAACUCAGAGAUGGGACCAGAGUGGCCAUAGGCUAUGUCCACAGACCCAAGAGGGGAGACUGUGCUGGGCAUGAUGUCAGCCAGGCUCCCCAGCAGGACUGGGGGUGUUAGGGGCAGCACUGUCCCAGGUGGCAGUCACUGGCUUCUCCUGUCCUCACAGCCGUCCUGUGGCCUAGUAUUGUCUGAGCUGUGGUCAGACCUCCCUGGUGCCAUCCAGGACCAGGGAGCAUGUGGUGGGUGUGUCUGCACCUGCCUUGCCUGCCUGCCUACUGUCGGUGGUUGAGGAUAGGGGUGACCCUGUCUCAGUGAUGUCCCACCUCAUGCCUGAGGAGCCCCAAAGAGAGAGGGCAGUGAUGCUCUGGGCGAGGGGGAGCUUGGAUUCUGCCUGCAGCUUUGCCCUAUUUGUGGAGUCUUCUGUGGGGGUAUGUGCCGAGGGGCAUCUCCCAGGCAUUGCUCCCCAGAAUCUCACAGGCCUGUAUGGAUGUUGGUGGGACAUAUGCCAAGAACAGAGGCGUCAGGUGGCCAGGUAUUGGGCAGGUCCCAGGUCUCUCUGGGCCUCAGUUUCCUUAUCUGUAGGAGGGUGGUGACUCUGUCUUGCCCAGCUUACUGGGUAUAGAUGGAAGUUUUCUGUGCAGAAGAGAAGCAGGGACCUUCCCCCAGAUGGUCAUGUUGUCUGUGGCUGUGCCCAGCUCUCUGGUGCUCCCCCCACGUGUGUCCCGGCCUCUUGCUUUGCAGCUCUCAGGUGUCAGGUGAGGGUCCUGCCCUACCUCUCCCUCCCCUGUUCUAGCCACAGGGCCUGCUGAGCUUGGAGCCAUGCCACCCCCUACUCUCCAGCCACCUCCUCCUGGGUCAGCUUGUGGGUAGGCUGGCCUGAUUCUGCACAGAGGUGAGUGUCCCUCCACUGCUGGGGCAGUGGUUGUCCACCCUCAGUCAGGAAGUGGCUGCUGUGCCUGAGCUUCCCCGGGUGCUGGGGCUCAACCUUGCUCUGCCCCCUCUGGUACCCUUAGAGCAGGCUGACUGCUAAGGCUGCUUCCCUGCCUUCCCCAUCCCCGCCUUUCCAGUAACUGCUACAAGAGGGGACCGGCAGUGCUGCAGAGAACUAGCCGGUCUUUAUGCGUGGCUGGUGGUGCCAGGCUUGGUACUCCAUUCUAGCGAAGGAUGAGGUCUCGAUCAUUGGCCUUAACAGGGUCUGUCCUGCGGCGUGUGGAUAGGCUGCUGGGAGUCAGGGCGGGGUGGGUUGGAGUAGAGCCUGCUGCCCACGGAGGGUGUGCGUGCUGUGGUGUGUGUGCAUGUCUGCUUCUCUUUCUCCUCCUUAUCACUAAUCAGCUUUACAUAACCAGGCUGGCCCUGCUUCCUGCUCAGGGGCUAUCAGUGUACCAUCUGGAGCUGCAAACGGGUGACAGGGCGUCGGCAGCCUCCCACACCCAGCACUUCCUGAUACACAGCCCCUCAUCUCCAGCCAACCUCUGGUGCCCGAAGGAUCCCGGGGCUCAGGACUCCAGCUGCGAGCCUUGCCUCUGGAGCACUCUCCUUUGCAGGGCACCUCAGAACAGGGAUGUGACGGAGUUUGGGAAGUGCCAGCUGUUGCAUGGACUCCCUGUCCACUUUCCUGGGGCAGAACCCUGGGAUGGGUUUUUAUCUAAGGAGGCAAAAGGGAGAGAGAAUGCCUAGAGGUUAGCUAUGUGACCCUGGGCAAAGGGCUUCUGCUUCUUUGUUUGUAGAUAGGGACAGUGUUUCCCCCUCACAGAGCUGUUGUGAGAAUUUAAGUAGAAACUACAUGUUAGCAAUCAGCACAGGGUGUAGCACCAGCAAGCUCAGUAACUUUUACUUGUGGCGGUUGUUAGUAGUGACCUGUUCCCCCAACGCUGACUCCAGCCUUCAGGAGGGAGCCUGAGCCCAGGGACAGCGGAUGGGCUGGAAGAGGAUGCCAGUCCCUGAGAGGAGCCUUCUAGCCAGACAUUGAGACCUAGUUGAGUCCAGGACCCAGCAAGAGAGCUGAGUUUAAGGGUGCAUCUUACACAGCAGUCCGUGAGUCUUUGGCGACCUUUCUGAGCUUCAGUCUCCUGUUGGCGAAGGCUGGGCAGUGGCGCACAGCCUAUUUCACAGGACACAGUGAGGUCUAGGUGCUGCCCCGCUCAGAGCACUCCACUGUGGAGCACCUCAUGGGCAGUAUCACUCCCAGGGGUGGGUGCCUACCCCAGUCCCCUUAGCCCGGUGCCUUGCAGGUUGGAUGUUGGAGAGUGAGGCCCUGAGGCGAGAUGUGGCCACCUGGUUCCUGACUUGCAUGUGCAUCUGCACCUGUGUCUGCCUGGGAGCCUCUGUCCCAGGGCAAGGAGGAGGGCCUAGAGCUGGAACAUUCACCUGCCUCACCAACAACAUCCUCAGGAUCGACUGCCACUGGUCUGCCCCAGAGCUGGGCCAGGGCUCCAGCCCCUGGCUCCUCUUCACCAACAACCAGGCACCAGGCGGUGCGUACAAGUGCGUCUUCCAGGGCAGCGAGUGCACUGUGGUGCUGCCGCCCGAGGGGGUGCUCGUGCCCUCGGACAACUUCACCAUCACUUUCCACCGCCGCGUCGCUGGGAAGGAGCUGGUUAGCCUGGUGGACCCUCAGUACCUGCCCCGGAGACAUGGUGAGCAGGGGCGCUGCAGGCCUGCGGUGGAAGCCUUGGCAGGAACGUCCCGGCUGCCUGGGGGCUUGGGCAGGGCCCUACAGCCUGUGACCGUGUGGCCCAUUAAGCUGGACCCUCCCUCUGACUUGCAGAGCAACGUCAGCUCUGGCUACUGUGUCCUGACCUGGAGCAUCAAUCCUGCCUUGGAGCCGAUGGCCACACUUCUCAGCUACGAGCUGGCCUUCAAGAGGCAGGAGGAGGCCUGGGAGUGGGCCCGGCACAAGGACCACAUUAUUGGGGUGACCUGGCUCAGCCUUGAAGCCACCGAAUUGGACCCUGGUUUCACUUAUGAGGCCAGGCUUCGUGUCCAGAUGGCCACACUGGAGGAUGACGUGGCAGAGGGGGAGCAUUACGCGGGUCAGUGGAGCGAGUGGAGCCAGCCUGUGUGCUUCCCCUCCCCGCAGAGACAAGCCCCCCUGAUCCCACCCUGGGGCCGGCCAGACAGCACAUUUGUUGCUGUGUCCAUCUUUCUCCUGCUGACCGGCCUGACCUACCUCCUGUUCAAGCUGUCACCCAGGGUGAAGAGAACCUUCUACCAGAACGUGCCUUCUCCAGCUCUGUUCUUCCAGCCCCUGUACAGUGUGCAUAAUGGGAACUUCCAGACCUGGACGGGGACCCAUAGAGCCAGUGUGCAGCGGAGCCAGGACAGCACCCCGCAAGGGGCCUUGGAGCCCGGUGUCCAGGAGGCCUUUGCACUGCUUACCUUUGGCCAGCAGUCCGUGGGCGUGGAGGAGGAGGAGGAGAGCACUGGGACCCUGGGGGCCUGGAGUUCCAAGGACGUGCUACCAGCAGGGUGUACAGAGGUGGGAGGACAGCCACCUGCCUACCUGCCUCAGGAUGACUGGACCCACGUGUCCCCCACCAGGCUGGCUCCCCCAGAGUCAGAGGGCAGCAGCAGCGACUACUGUGCCUUGGGCUGCUAUGAGGGGCCCCACCCCUGGGCCCUCCCAGGCAAUACCCAGAGCCCUGGGCCCAUCCGAGCCUUGGCCUGUGGCCUUUCCUGUGACCAACAGGACCUCGGGACCCGGCAAGGUGGCAGCUGGUCACUGUCAGAGGCAUGGCUACAUGAGGGAUUCCAGUGUGUUGUGCUCCCUCCUGUCCUUGGCAGGCAGUAGGCUCAGUCCUGAAAAUUCUAGAACCCUGACUCGGUCAGCUACAUCCUGUCCAUUUUGGGGAAAAUAGACUAAAGUCUCUGGAGCUGACCUUGGCUGAGCCUGGAACUCCCAGGAAGGGGCACCAUGCAGUGGUCAGCAGUCCUGUCUGGAUGGAGGCUGCAGGUCUCUCCUCACCCUCUCUGCUCGGCACCUGUGAGGAGCGGCCUCCCCCUCAGCACUCUGCCCACAGCCCCCAGCAGCCCCUCUCCACUUCCUGGCCCUACCCCGGCCUGUCUGAGAAGAGAGGCCCAUGCCUGUUCUGCUCUCACCCAUGUAAAGGGCCAGCCUGGGCCCAGGGGCCACCCAUGAGACCCUAUGACCAAGAGUUGUGUGACCUCUUUCUGUGCCCUCCUGGGGCACCUUUGCUACUGAGAUUAAAAGGGACAUACGGCUAUUCCAACGUGUUGGUGGCUGGGGAGGGACCAGGGGAGGUGUGAGGGGUGUGAUGUGGCCAGCCCUGGGCUUUCUGGGCUCCAGGGACCAUAGGUGGGGGUCUGGGGAUGGCUCCAGGGACACUGCCCCUCCUGUCCUGGUCCUCCCACUGGCCCCAGGAGACUGAGCGCUGACUCCCAGACGGUCAGGGCAGGAAUGACCAGCCGGCAGUGGCUGUGACCUGAAGGCCCCUCACCCUCUCAUGGGCAGCUGUGGUCUGAAGAGGCAGUGGUGGGUAGAGCAGAACUUGCCCGCACUGGUGUCCUAGGGCUGCCUUAACAAAACACCACAGACUGGGAGGCUCAGAACAGCAGAGACUUGUUGACUCACAGCUGUGAAGUCCAGAAGUCUGGAGUCGUGUCGGCAUGGUUGUGUUCCCUCUGAAGGUGCUAGGGAGAGGGCCCCAGACCCCUCUCCAGCUCCUCGUAGUUUCUUGGCUUGUGACAAUAAAGCUCC